This is a messenger RNA of Suillus paluster, 2169 nucleotides long. RefSeq lists its product as uncharacterized. The coding region runs from base 1 to 2169 and encodes 722 amino acids. The transcript has 3 exons. The record is from RefSeq and is a predicted model, not a curated record. Lineage: Eukaryota; Fungi; Basidiomycota; Agaricomycetes; Boletales; Suillaceae.
AUGUCCGUUCUAUCGGGUGGCAAAGUGCCUCCCGUACCGAUCUUCUCGCCAGAUCGUCCCAGCCUCGAUGCGUCAUCACGCCCCAGCGUCUCGAGCGAACGGCCCAGCGUCUCAAGCACUUCGAGUCGGAGCCAGCCCGACCGGGCCAACAUCCCAUCUACGUAUACCCAUACAUCCGUCUCCGUCUAUUCACGGCCCUCCUUCGAGUCAACAUCUUCUGUGGAUCCCGGCUCGCCUGUCCUCCUUGAGCAUACACCUCACGGCCCUGUCGAUGGCCCAGAGGUGCGCCUGCGCCCGCCCGUCGCACGCCAUGUCACUACAGACACCGAGUCCGCACGCACGCCGUCGACGUAUUCGACCCAGACGUUGUCCCCGCUCAGCGCGCAGUUCCCGCAAGUUCCAGCUGGGGUGCCGAGCAGGCUGCGAGUGACGAACACGGAUAUAGAAGACGAGGCUGAUGAUGCGGGUGUGGGAGGAGAGAAGGUGAUCCCGCAUGCGAUGAACCCGGUGUCGCCCCUGCUUUAUGCGUCGUUCGGUGCUAACGAGCGACAUUCGGGGUACACGGAGGAGACGGAGAGACGGUCAUAUGCGUAUUCGGAGUCAGAUGAUGGCCACGCGUCUCGCAAGUCGCGUGGGCUGCGGUCAGACUCGGGGAGUGUGCGAUCCCCUGUGUCGCCUACAUAUGGUUCGGGUAUUGCGUCUGCGCUGCGCAUGCAUGCGGAGAGUGGGCGCGAGGAGCGUGUUGGCCUUGGGAUGCACGCGGUCGCGGUGGAUGCUGAUGACGACGACGAGGAUCAUUCUGGAAUAGAUGAGGAUCCCCGCACGGAUGCGGAUGUUGAAGGAGAGACAUCCGUCGCUCCUGCCGUCGACGACGGGCACACCGUCUGCACUUAUGCCUGGGGCACCUGCAGCGCUUACGCCUGGGACACUAUCUACACUGAUCCUGGUGCUUCACUUUCUCCUGGGACACCGUCAGCACUCAGUCCUGGAACUCCCUCAGCGCUAAGUCCGGGCAUACCAUCGGCACUCGCUCCAGGGAGCUCAACUCCAGGCCAGGACGCAGUUCCACCAUCGACUCUACGUCCCCGUCAGCCUAACCAGGCACCUCAUCCCUUCUCACGUACAUCGAUAUUCCUCCCUCAUCCGAAUGCUCCCAAGAUAGCUCCAGGCGGCCAAGGGCUGGGUCCCAUGUAUGCGCGACCCCAGCCUCCUAAUGCAAGCCCUGGGUCAAUGCCGCCCGUACAGCCACCGCCCAAUGCCACAGCGUUCUCCGUUCAAGUUCUCCGCCACCUCAGGAGUAUCUCCCUUGGUCCUGGAGCGCGCAGGCCGCCGAUGACGCUGUAUGCACGCUGCGAGCCUGAUUUGAACUUGAGUGCUGGCCCUGUGCCGAUCAUGUUCUCGAUGGACCCACUUCCACCACGACCAUACGUGCCUUCUGCCACACAUCAAGCUCCUCAGUCUGUGGCACCUGUUCCACCCACUCGCGCUGCAACUGUUUCUGCUCCGGUACGAAGGGGCUCAGCUGCGCCUCCAGCUCUUGCACAUCUCCGCGGGGCACCACCGCCUAGUAGUGCGCAAGAUACCAGUCCAAAUACAAGCGCUAAUCCGACCAACACAUCGCCACUUAGACUGCCUGGGCGGUCAGUGACGACGCUUGCAGGUGCGCAGGAGCCAGCUGCGAGUGGUAGUGCGCCUGUGGCUCCCAUUUCGCGCCCGAAUUUUGUCCCGCAGGUGGGCGCUGCCCGACCGAGAUCGAGGUCAUUUUCGGGCUUCGGGGAAGCUGGGAAUGUUGGUGCUUUGCCUGAGCGAAGGACGCAAAGCAUAUCUCUGACUGCCGCUCCUGUUUCAACCCCUUUCCCUUCUUCACAGCCUGCGUCCGCAUCUGCGCCCACGACAAAUGGUCUUCCAGCUGCCUUGAGGGCACGUCACAUCCCCUCACCUCUUUCCCUGCAGAAUGGCAGCUUGAGUCGUGAACGAAAUCCCAAUAGCAUCGUUUCUUCCACCGAUAUUCCAUCUCCCAAUGCAGGCCAGCUGAAGUCACCGAUCACCCCAGGUUUCCAGCAGUCAUCUCCUAUUCCAAUUGUCACGCAGUUUGGGCUACAGCCCCCGUCUACAGGAGGUUCCUCGGCCAGCCCUGCACCCAGUUUUAGUCCGAUUAACUUCAGCUGA